Messenger RNA from Hippoglossus stenolepis (Pacific halibut), 1064 nucleotides. RefSeq names its product galectin-1-like. Lineage: Eukaryota; Metazoa; Chordata; Actinopteri; Pleuronectiformes; Pleuronectidae. The record is from RefSeq and is a predicted model, not a curated record. The transcript has 6 exons. Gene Ontology annotation, molecular function: carbohydrate binding. The coding region runs from base 523 to 933 and encodes 136 amino acids.
CAGCACAAUCUAAUCCUUUAAUUCCGACACUGAACCCUCUCUUUAAUCCAUCGUGCAGGAAGUCAGGGAAUUUUUGAGGGUGUGAACAAUGGCUGCUAAAACAACACAGGCGCUCUGUGCUGGUGACGUUAUGCCGAAUGCUGCCGGCUAUUGUGAUGAGCUCUUCGGCCUGGCUUGGCAGUUAAGUCCCUUUUCUCCACAGUCCAGUGGCGGGUGUGCACUCCUUCAGUAAAGUGUUGGACUAUUCACUGAUAAAUCUACGACCAGAGUCCGAUACAAAAAAAUAGCUUGAGUACCUGGACAACUUGAAUCAUCUUGGCCACCUCCACUUUAGUCUUCCCCUUCACUGGUUUCCCGUUCACACCUGUGAUUUCAUCGCCUGCUGCCAGCGUCCCCUCCAGAGCUGCUGGGGUGUUAUCGAAGACCUGUGAGACGACACAAGCCACAUUUACAAAAGACUGAACCAAGCUGCUCCAUCUUCCACUGUGACUCCCGGACUCUUCACACACACCAGGACCCAACAUGAGCUUGCAACUGGAACUGAAGAAUGUGAAUCUGCAAACUGGAGAUCAGCUGCAAAUAAAAGGAAUAAUUCAGCAUGAUGCUGAAAGAUUCCAGAUCGACCUCGGCAGCGAUGAAGAAAACCUGGCGCUGCACUUCAACCCCCGGUUCCACGACGACAGCGACGGAGCUGUGCUUGUGUGCAACUCCAAGUCUGAAGGUUGUUGGGGCGACGAGCAACGGAACAUACACAACCCUCUGCAGAGGGGAGCAGAACUCAAGAUCGUGUUGAAGUUGACCGGAGACAUGUUCGAGGUGGAACUCCCUGAUGGGAAUGAAGUCCAGUUCCCUAACCGUGCUGCCAUGGGCGUCUUCAACUACAUCCGAAUCAGCGGGGACAUCAAACUGACGUCCUUAAAGAUCAGCCAAUAGAAACAGCUGCUGUAACACUUGGUUGAAAACAAUAAAUAAAUGAUUAAAGACUUGUAAUAAACUACAUAGAAUGUUUUAAUGGAUGUUUGUUUUCUACUUAUAGGAAUUAAAUGCAAAAGUGUACUUAAGUU